AUGGUUAUGCUGUUGAGGUCUAUCAGUGGUUUGAGGCCUCAUAUACGUUUGUUUGCCUCCUGUGGCAUCCAGCAGAGAUGGAUUUCAUGCUUUCCAUCAAGUUACCGCAUGAAUAAAAUAGUUUUGCUCAGUUUUAAACCUUCACAACUAUGUUCAAGGGCUUCUCCCUGUUAUUUUAAUUCAGGUCAACCGUAUCUCACCCAUGUUCAGGAGAACAAACGUGCAGAAUCUCUGGGCAACAUUCCUAAACUGAAAGUAGACGCUUUCAAAGUUGAAACUGCAGUUCCGACGGUGCAGAAAGGUACUUCUUUGGAUUCUAGUGCCCAGCCGCCAAUUAAGCAACCUGAUGAAAAUAAUGAUGGAAAACAAACUUCGAUCCAGAUUUAUUGGGUUAAGAUCCGAAAUUGGGUCGUGUCAUUUCCGUCACGUGCACGAUCGGUGGUCAAGCAUUAUUACCAUGGGUGUAAACUAUUUUUUUUGAAGUCGGAAUCGCCUCAGGGAUUUUAUUCAGAGUUUUACGAGGUCACUCACUAA
Heterobilharzia americana is the source of this 534-nucleotide messenger RNA. The record is from the annotation of a GenBank genome assembly. NCBI's taxonomy places the organism in Eukaryota, Metazoa, Platyhelminthes, Trematoda, Strigeidida, Schistosomatidae.